AUGCCUUCACACCAGUUUGCUGACGCGCGAUACGGGCCGAGCUGGGGGGUCCACGCGUGUCCGCUUUCCCCCUGCACUGUGAGUCGUGGCUCCGGACGGCGGACGCCAUGCCUGUUACUCGCUGGCGCAGUCUGUUUGCUGCUCUUCAUUGCGCGUGACAGUGUAGUUGAGGCAAGCAGUGAAAUGAAGCAGAAAAUCCUCAAGAAGAUGGUGAAAGGCGCUUUCAAGAGUACAGCGAAGUAUCCUGGAUGGGUGAUAAGGAAUUGGUACCUUGGCUUGGCGAGAAUGAUGCACGGCUGGCUAAUGGCGUUUUCACGGCGCAGCACGAGAAGACUGACAGGAGCUUGGUUCAGGGCCUUUGUGUAUAAUCUGAGUCAUGGUGUGGCGCCCCUACACAGCGAGGACGGAGGGCAUGCUGCAUCGGCAGACAAGCCAGAUCAUAGUGGGGCUGAGCCGGUGGCUUCCCAUCAAGAGGCCAGAGUUGCCUUCAGUCAACCAGUGGCUGUCAACUACCAAGCAAUACGGCAAAUGCAUGAAUUAUUUGAGGAUGCGGCUCUCACAGAGGCGGACACGUCGCUGGCUUCAAACUUCGCAAGUAUAGUAGAAAAGGCGACAGAAGCCGAUUAUCGAAAGCUACGGCCGACAGUGGAACGUGUUUUGUAUGCUGGUUUGACCGCCGCGUACGAGGGACAGUUAUUUCAAAGCGUUGGAGGGCAGAUGUCGGAGAAUUUCAAAACCGUGGUCACCGGCAGCGGGUGCCCCUUCUCGAACUACAGCUCGUACAAUUUUGUGAAGAAGGCUAUGGCAGGUGCCGAUCCCAUCAAGCUUGUCCAGGAGACACAGGUGGAGCAGACGCCUGGUGGCGUCCCCUAUACAAGUUACGAAUGCCAGUCGUUCAAGAAUUACAUGGUUGACAGGCUUGAGCGAGAUGCUGUCAGCUUCGUUGACACUGUAGAAAAGCUUGCGAGCGGCGUUGCAGGACGCUCGUUUUAUGACAUGUCGGCCCUUGUGCAGGCUGAAAAGCUCAAUGCACCGGGAUUUGGAAAUGAGGCAACCAGGGCCGAGCGGAGCGACUUGGGAAAGAUUGUGACCCCGCCCGAGGAGCACCUCGUGUCAGCGGUCCAAUUCCUGAUCCCGCAACUGUGA
Molecule: messenger RNA, 1146 nt
Organism: Besnoitia besnoiti
Lineage: Eukaryota; Apicomplexa; Conoidasida; Eucoccidiorida; Sarcocystidae
Exons: 2
Coding region: 1-1146 (381 amino acids)
Source: RefSeq, a predicted model, not a curated record